Homalodisca vitripennis (glassy-winged sharpshooter) is the source of this 772-nucleotide messenger RNA. RefSeq lists its product as uncharacterized. NCBI's taxonomy places the organism in Eukaryota, Metazoa, Arthropoda, Insecta, Hemiptera, Cicadellidae. The record is from RefSeq and is a predicted model, not a curated record. The transcript has 2 exons. Bases 337 to 669 code for a protein of 110 amino acids.
UCAACCCAAAGAAACGUUACAUCGCAAUAAAACAUUGACGCUCAUUAUUCGAGAUAUAACUAUUCUAUAUUCCUUUAAACAAUACAUAUCCACAACAUAUUGAAAUCGGUUUUGUGGUUUCGGAGAUUAGCGUAAACGAACAACGUGACACAAGAUUUAUAAAAUAAACAUUUUCAUAAUAAUUUCAUGAAUUUACAGUAAAAUUAAAGUCAGCUGAUUUUGAAAUAACAUAAAUAAAAACCAAAUUUUAAGAUCGACAAUUUAAAAGAGAUAUUACUCUUCACUGUGAUAUUACAUUAUAAUCCUCGAACUGUUGAGACACCACCAACAGGAAGGAUGGAUAAGGAUAUGACCACAGCUGGAGACACGAACUGGAGGGCAGCUUGCGAGUCAGAGGCUCGAGCGAGAGACGCUUGGCAAGGCAGGUACGGCUGGAUCAAGCGGGAGUACGCCAUUUUGAAUCAGGAGCUGGAGGAACUGAGAGCCCGUAGGCCUGAGCGUCAGGCGCGGGAGACAGCGGGCGAUAGGCGGUCAGUCUUACCUUUCCCGGUCACCACGGCCCGGGACAUCGGCUGGCUCUCUGGCAGGCGGGAGUUCCAGCUGGAAGUGCUGGGACCCUACCCGUACACCGCACCUUCACGCCCCCCUAUCGACCCCCCUCCGCAAUAAUCAGUCACAGUGUGCGUCAACAGCAUUCUGUCUACACUGUAAUAGUGAAAUUAAUUGUAGUCAUUGCAUUUAUGAAAUAUAUUAGUUUACAUUCUCACCGCAA